Molecule: messenger RNA, 1665 nt
Organism: Cucumis melo (muskmelon)
Lineage: Eukaryota; Viridiplantae; Streptophyta; Magnoliopsida; Cucurbitales; Cucurbitaceae
Product: methyl-CpG-binding domain-containing protein 2
Exons: 5
Coding region: 230-1255 (341 amino acids)
Molecular function (GO): zinc ion binding; DNA binding
Source: RefSeq, a predicted model, not a curated record
UCCUUUCUCCCUCUUCUCCUUUCCCUUUUCCCGAGGCCUUACCCAUCAUUUCAACACCAAAAUUCCCACACCCACCUUCCAUUUUCCUUAGUUCUUCCGCAUUUUCCAUCCCCCACCUGCCCACUCCCUUGAAAUCAACGCAUUUCAUCUCUUUUCUCUUCCUAUGAUUCUAAAUUUGUGGUUUUGGAUCACAGUACGAUGUGGUUAAAGCGCUGAUAAAAUUACCAGUAUGGUUGGUGGGGAAGAAAAUGACUUGAAUGAGCCAAGUUUGUCAAAUGACCAAGAAACUCCACGGCAAGAUGUUAUAGCUGUUUCUUCCUCUUCAUCCUCUUUGUCAUCUUCAUCUGAGAACGAGUUACACGAGACUAGGAAUGAGAAUGUCCAAUCUCAACCUAAUGAAAAUUCCUCUCGUGAACUGGUUAUAUACAAUCCGUCUGCUAAGGACGGACGUGCAAAUGAUCCUGUAGCCACACCUGUUAAGCAGCAGCCUUCACCACUUCUUGGACACUUGACUCCCAAUUCUACCAGAGUCUUACCAUCGGUAGGGGCCUUUACUGUCCAAUGUGCAGGCUGUUUUAAAUGGAGGCUCAUUCCAACGAAGGAAAAAUAUGAGGAAAUACGAGAACAUCUGUUAGAGCAACCUUUUUACUGUGAAACUGCUCGUGAGUGGCGGCCUGAUAUCACUUGUGAUGAUCCUGCUGACAUUACUCAAGAUGGUAGUAGGCUUUGGGCAAUUGACAAGCCGAAUAUAGCACAGCCCCCUCCUGGCUGGCAAAGGCUAUUACACAUCAGAGGUGAAGGAAGCACCAAGUUUGCUGAUGUGUAUUACACUGCUCCAUCAGGCAAAAAGCUUCGUUCCAUGGUGGAUAUCCAGAAGUACCUGAUUGAACAUCCAGAGUACCAAACGGAAGGUGUAUCCAUGACACGGUUUUCAUUUCAAAUCCCAAAGCCUCUGCGGGAAGAUUAUGUGAGAAAGCGGCGACCCAAUAUUAAUGCUUCAUGUGAUGCUUCUAAGCUUGAAUCUGGUGAAGUGCGACCAAUAUCAUGGGCUCGUCCAGACGGCUCUACUGCACUGCAGCUUGGAAAGCCCGGGCUCCCAGAACUGCUUUCAACUUCACCGGUGGACCAUCCCGUUACUCAACCGGCAAAGAAGGUGAAAAGAGCUCUAGGACAGGAGAUGCGUAGAAGUUCUCUUGCAUCGACUGAACCUCCUGCCAUUAAGUUAGAAGGUUGCUUUGAUCAAUAUGAAAAAUAAUAUUGGUGAGAACUGGUUGAUCUUGGAAUUGUAUUUUGUUCCUUGUUUUGUUGCUUUACAUGGUUGCAUCAAAGUGGAAAAGGAGAUUAUAACUCAAAACGAUGACAAAAAGGAGGAAUUUUGGAAGGGAAACUGUGAAAAAGCAUGUAUAUUAUCUUAACCUUAUAGGGAAAUUUUUGGUCCUUGCUUGUUUGUUUUAGUUAAACAACAUGUGAGGUAAAGGAUUCAAAUCUUUUGACAUCUUGGUCAUGGGUAUAUAGCCUUAAAUCAAUCGAGUUACUACAUUCUGUUUUGGAUAGAGAUUACAUGAAGAGGAGAACGAGAGGGAAGAACAUGGGUCUCAAGCGUGUAACUAAUGAUUAAACCUAAAAAAUCUUGUAUUAUAUGAAUUUAAAAGUUAUUUUCAAGUA